Pseudogymnoascus verrucosus is the source of this 1175-nucleotide messenger RNA. RefSeq lists its product as uncharacterized. The transcript has 5 exons. The coding region runs from base 102 to 938 and encodes 278 amino acids. The record is from RefSeq and is a predicted model, not a curated record. Gene Ontology annotation, cellular component: membrane. Lineage: Eukaryota; Fungi; Ascomycota; Leotiomycetes; Thelebolales; Thelebolaceae.
CACAGAUCAGAUCAAGAGUAUAGCUCUACUCCGUAACGGACCGCCAAACGAAUUACCAUACUACGAGGCUCAGCGGCUGGCUUCUAUAACGCCUUGUGACGAUGGCCGAUACCACGAAAUAUACUCAGGCGCGCCAGCGCGAUUCCCUCGAUGACGCCCACUACACCCAGGCCCCACCAUCGUAUGAAGACCAGCCCAGCUCAAGCAGGGACGAAGACGCACUGCUCGGUGGCCCAAGGAACAGCGAGGAUAAUGUUCCAGAUGACUUCAAGUUUGGGGGAUCUGUGGCGGAGGCCACAAUCGAUAUUCGAAUGCAGUUCGUACGAAAGGUCUACGCUAUCCUCACUGUGCAAUUGCUAGCAACCGCCGUCCUGAGCUCGAUAUCUUUCUUCCACAGUGGCUACAAGGACUGGAUUCAGAGUAACCAGUGGAUGAUGUGGACUUCUAUGUUUGGUGCAAUCGGGUUCAUGUUACUCACGUAUUGGAAACGGAAGUCCUAUCCGACCAAUCUCCUUUUCCUGGCCGGUUUCACAGGUCUCGAGGCAUACGCCAUCUCCGUGGUCGUGUCCUUCUACCAAUCCCGACUUGUUCUCCAGGCUGUUUUGAUAACCGCGGGGCUCUUCAUUGGCCUGACCCUUUUCGCCUGCCAAACCAAGUAUGAUUUCACCUCGUGGAUGCCAUACCUGUUCGGUACGCUGUGGGCGGUGAUAUUGUUUGGCUUCAUGGCAGCAUUCUUUCCACAUAACAGCACAGUUGAGUUGGCAUACUCGGGAAUCGCUGCGCUGCUUUUCUCGGCGUAUAUCCUUGUCGAUACGCAGCUGAUUAUGCGUCAUUAUCACGUGGAGGAGGAGAUUGCAGCAAGCAUUUCCCUAUACCUCGAUAUUCUCAACUUGUUCCUCGCCAUUCUUAGGAUCCUCAACAACCAGCAGAAUAAUUAAGGGCGGCACCGAUUCAAUAUCCUGGGUUACAAGUAACCCUCUCCGCUCCAAGAUAUGGGGAAGUGAAUAGCGUUUAAUAGUGAAGAUUACAGGGACAGGGUUUGGCGUCGACUACUGGGGAUCAGUAGAUGUUUUUUGGGAACUAUCUUAUGUUGUCAAAACGUAUCCGUAACUUUUACUUUAGCACGCGUUGUCGUAUCUGUAUUCUAGGGCCUCUGAAGAAUACAUGCCAGUACC